Anolis carolinensis (green anole) is the source of this 4390-nucleotide messenger RNA. RefSeq names its product sodium/potassium-transporting ATPase subunit alpha-2-like. Gene Ontology annotation, cellular component: plasma membrane. Gene Ontology annotation, biological process: intracellular potassium ion homeostasis; proton transmembrane transport; sodium ion export across plasma membrane. The transcript has a single exon. Bases 772 to 3801 code for a protein of 1009 amino acids. The record is from RefSeq and is a predicted model, not a curated record. Lineage: Eukaryota; Metazoa; Chordata; Lepidosauria; Squamata; Anolidae. Gene Ontology annotation, molecular function: P-type sodium:potassium-exchanging transporter activity; ATP binding; ATP hydrolysis activity.
CGUCCUGGUGCAAUUUGGGGGAUAAUGGACCACGGAUGAUGGGAUUUGCAGUACCUUCACCCACAUCCAAACUACUGCUAACCCUAUCAGCCAUGGAGCUGCAUCAAUUUCUCAUGGGUCCAUUCAUAACAUCCAUUUUUUUCAAACAACACUGGGUACCCAGGCUAUAUAAAAAAACUGACAAAAACUGCCUUGAGUAUAAGAAAAACCUGGUCCUCCAGCACUUUUGGAGGAAGUUGAUCCCAGAGUUGCCCUGGAGGACCUAGAAAUUGUACAAAAAAUAGUAUUAUUCUAAUAACUGACUGUAAUCUCCCUAUUAUCAAGGAAAAAUCAUAUAUUUGCACGGAAGUGGCGGGGCCUCAGGUUCUAGGGCAAUACCUCCAUUUGUUGCCAUCAGAGGUGGGCUGAGUCUUGGUUGCUAAGAGACAAGACCCAUUAGGUUUCCUGGGAGCUGUGAUUUCAGUUGCUGGGGGCGUGGCCUCAGUUACUAAGGGGAGGAGUCUCAGAUACUAGAAGACAAACAUUUGGUUGGUUGCUAGGGCCUUGGUCUUCAGUCUUCUCAAGGUGGUCAGUGAGGAGGGUCUCUUAACAGGCAACGUGGCCUGUUGUCCCAACUCUUGUCCAACUUUGGGGGGUGGGAGGUCCCUUUGGGGGGGCAUCCUGCUCCCCUUCAUUGCUCCUCCUGAUUCCUCUUCCAUUAGACUGCCCCGCCCACCCUUCUGUACCCCUAGAUAUCAUUAAGAGGUCCCGAGGAAAGGGACCACUGCCAUUAUGGGGAAGAAGAAACCCCCUCCGAAGAAAGGCAAGAAGAAAAAGGGGGAAGACCUGGAUGAUCUGAAGAAGGAAGUGGACAUCGAUGACCACAAGCUCUCCUUGGAAGAACUCACCCAGAAGUAUAAGACUGACCUGAGCACAGGCCUUACUACAACCCAAGCGGCAGAAAUUUUGGCCCGGGAUGGCCCCAACGCCCUGACGCCGCCCCCGACCACGCCAGAGUGGGUCAAAUUCUGUCGCCAGCUCUUUGGGGGCUUCAGCAUCCUGCUGUGGAUCGGGGCCGUCCUCUGCUUCAUUGCCUAUGGCAUCCAGGAACUCAUGGAGAGCCACGCGCAAAUGGACCACCUCUACCUGGGUAUUGUAUUGACAUCGGUGGUGGUGAUCACAGGCUUCUUCUCCUAUUACCAGGAGGCCAAAAGCUCCCAGAUCAUGGAGUCUUUCAAGCACAUGGUACCACAGAAAGCCCUGGUCAUCCGGGACGGCAAGAGGACGCAGAUCAAUGCGGAGGAAGUGGUGGUGGGGGACUUGGUGGAGAUCAAAGGAGGAGACCGGAUCCCCGCCGAUUUGCGGAUUGUCUCGGCCAGCGGCUGCAAGGUGGACAAUUCCUCCCUCACGGGUGAAUCAGAGCCGCAGAGCCGAAGUGCAGAUUACACCCAUGACAACCCACUGGAAACGCGCAAUAUUUGUUUCUUCUCAACCAACUGUGUGGAAGGAACUGCUCGAGGCGUCGUGAUCUUAACGGGAGAUGAUACCGUGAUGGGACGCAUUGCUUCCUUAGCGUCCGGCCUGGAGGAAGGAUCCACCCCCAUUGCCCGAGAGAUUGAACACUUCAUCCAUAUCAUCACCUCUGUGGCUGUUUUCCUGGGAGUUACCUUCUUCAUCCUGGCCAUUAUACUCGGUUACCGCUGGCUGGAAGCAGUUGUCUUCUUGAUCGGCAUAAUCGUGGCAAACGUCCCCGAAGGGCUCUUGCCCACUGUCACUGUCUGCCUGGCCCUCACAGCCAAGCGCAUGGCCUUAAAGAAUUGCCUGGUGAAGAACCUGGAGGCAGUGGAGACGCUGGGCUCCACCUCCACCAUCUGCUCAGACAAGACCGGAACCUUGACCCAGAACCGUAUGACUGUUGCUCAUAUGUGGUAUGACAAUGAGAUCUUUGCUGCUGACACCACUGAGCAACAAGCAGGGGCAGUGAUGAUGAAACGCUCACCCACUUGGUUGGCCCUCACCCGUAUCGCCGGGCUCUGCAACCGGGCUGACUUCAAGCCUGGGCAGGAGGACGUCCCUGUUGCCAAGAGGGAAACUACUGGGGACGCAUCUGAGUCAGCACUCCUGAAAAGCGUAGAGCUCUCCUACGGGUCUGUGGCGACCAUGCGGGAGCAGAACCCUAAAGUAGUGGAGAUUCCUUUCAACUCCACCAACAAAUACCAGCUGUCCAUCCAUGAAGCCGAGGAUAAACCCAAAGGCCACAUCCUGGUGAUGAAAGGGGCUCCCGAGAGGAUCCUUGAUGUAUGUUCCACCAUCAUGAUUAAUGGGAAGGAAGUCAACUUGGACAAAACAAUGCAUCAGGCCUUUCAGAAUGCUUAUCAUGAGCUGGGAGGGCUGGGCGAGAGGGUGCUGGGUUUCUGCCAGAGCUACCUCCCUGAGAAGCAAUUUCCCCGAGCCUUCAAAUUUGACGUGGAGAAAGUCAACUUCCCCAUCAACAAACUCUGCUUUGUUGGGCUCAUCUCCAUGAUCGACCCGCCUCGGGCAGCUGUGCCAGACGCCGUCGGGAAAUGCCGAAGUGCCGGGAUCAAGGUGAUCAUGGUGACUGGGGAUCAUCCGAUCACCGCCAAAGCCAUUGCCAAGGGAGUGGGCAUCAUCUCUGAGGGGACUGAGACGGUAGAGGACAUUGCUGAACGACUCAACAUCCCCGUCUCUGAGGUGAACCCAAGAGAAGCCAAGGCCUGUGUGAUUCAUGGAAGCGACCUCAAAGAUAUGACCUCUGAAGAAUUGGAUGACGUCCUGAGGAACCACAGCGAGAUUGUCUUUGCCCGCACUUCCCCGCAACAGAAACUCAUUAUUGUGGAAGGGUGCCAGCGGCAGGGAGCCAUUGUGGCCGUGACGGGUGAUGGAGUGAACGACUCUCCCGCGCUCAAGAAGGCCGACAUCGGCAUCGCCAUGGGCAUCGCUGGCUCCGAUGUCUCCAAACAAGCUGCAGACAUGAUCCUGCUCGAUGACAACUUUGCCUCCAUCGUGACAGGCGUGGAGGAAGGCCGGCUGAUCUUUGACAACCUCAAGAAGUCCAUCGCCUACACCUUGACCAGCAACAUCCCAGAGAUCUCCCCUUUCCUGAUGUUUAUCAUCUUGAGCAUCCCAUUGCCUCUGGGAACCAUUGCCAUCCUGUGCAUUGACCUGGGGUCUGACAUGGUGCCCGCCAUCUCCCUGGCCUACGAGAAGGCGGAGAGUGACAUCAUGAAGAGGCAACCACGCAACUCCAAGACAGACAAGCUAGUGAAUGAACGCCUCAUCAGCAAGUCGUACGGGCAGGUCGGCAUGAUGCAAGCCAUUGCCGGCUUCUUCACUUACUUCAUGAUCAUGGCUGAAUACGGGUUCUUCCCCACCACCUUGUUAGGGAUCCGCCUGGAUUGGGACGACCAAUCCAAGAAUGACUUGGAGGACAGCUAUGGCCAGCAGUGGACUUACGAGCAGCGGAAAGUGAUCGAAUACACCUGCCACACCGCCUUCUUCUGCAGCAUUGUGGUUGUGCAAUGGAUGGACCUGAUCACCUGCAAGACCCGGAAGCUUUCUGUCUUCCAGCAGGGCAUGAAUAACAAGAUCCUGAUCUUCGGCAUCAUUCAGGAAACCACCCUGGCGGUCUUCCUGUCAUACUGCCCCGGCAUGGAGGUUGCCUUGCGCAUGUACCCGCUCCAGCUCAUGUGGUGGAUUUACCCCAUGCCAUUCAGCCUGCUGAUUUUCGUCUAUGACGAAAUCCGGAAGCUUAUUAUCCGCAGACAUCCUGGUGGUUGGUUUGACAGGGAGACCUACUACUGAUCUGACGACUUUGCUGAUUUUAAAGAUGUUCUAGUGGUGUGUUACCUUUGGGCGGAAUGGUGUCAAAAUUAUUCCUAUAAGAAAUAAAACAGCUCUUUAAUUCAAUGAAAUAAUCUAAGAUGUAUUUUUCUUCCCUGUCUUUCCACGAUUCUUUUUGACUGCAUUGAUCGACUGACAAAAGGGCAAGUAAAACCCCAAGAAAUAGGGCAAACUGUCACCAAAGGAUUCUCACAACAAAUAAUAUAAUUGAAGAAAACAAUGGCCAAAGAAUACUUUACACACUUCAUGAGGUCACCAUAUAUCAACAGGUGUCUUUAAUUAUAGGCACCAAUAAAAGCAACUUUCACUAAAUGUAUAAGAAACAACUUUUGGCCACACAAGGUGGAAGUUUUGUGUAGUUUUAGUAACUUUAACAAACUCCAGUCCAAAAAUACAGAGAGGACAGGGAAAGGGAAUAAGCAAUUUCUCAGAGCUCAGCAACUAUUAAUAUACUGUGAAAUCCAUUUUAUACUCCUCUCCCUGGCUUCUCAAAAUCUUGGUUUGCACUAGAUUGAUGCACCGAAAGAGAAAAUAAGCUGUAGAUGGAAGA